Messenger RNA from Colletotrichum godetiae, 1530 nucleotides. RefSeq lists its product as uncharacterized. The record is from RefSeq and is a predicted model, not a curated record. Gene Ontology annotation, molecular function: hydrolase activity, acting on carbon-nitrogen (but not peptide) bonds; chitin binding. The transcript is spliced from 5 exons. NCBI's taxonomy places the organism in Eukaryota, Fungi, Ascomycota, Sordariomycetes, Glomerellales, Glomerellaceae. Bases 1 to 1530 code for a protein of 509 amino acids. Gene Ontology annotation, biological process: carbohydrate metabolic process.
AUGGCUGGGAGACGGGCUUUGCAAGAUUUCACUGCAGCUCGCCGGACAGUUGAGCGCCGCGCUGCCCGUGUUGGGCCAUUACCCGAAGCCUCAGAGUUGAGUAAACGCCAGUCUUCUGACGGCCGCUGCGGUCCUGAUUACAACAACCAAGUCUGCGACGAGAGCGACUGCUGUUCUAGUGCUGGAUGGUGCGGUCAGGGCUACCUUUACUGCUCGGCUCCCUCCUGCAUGAUCGAGUAUGGUCCGUCGUGCGAUGCCAAUAUCCGCCCCGAUGGACCAGACACGACGAAUGUUCCCCGUACUAGGCUUGGCUCUGUCCCUUAUGGCCAGGCCAUCUACCACUGCGAGCACUAUGGUGACAUCGCUUUAACUUUCGACGAUGGUCCUUACAUCUAUACCGAGGAUCUGCUGAACAAGCUGAAGGCAUACAAUGCCAAGGCAACCUUCUUCAUUACCGGUAACAACCUGGGCAAGGGCAAGAUAAACGACCCAACCACCAACUGGCCUGCUCUUAUCCGGCGCAUGAUUGCCGAGGGCCACCAGAUUGCCAGCCACACCUGGUCUCAUCAGAGGCUCACCACCAUCAGCGCCGCAAAGUUCCGUAACCAGAUGGUCUACAAUGAGAUCGCCUUUGCCGACCUGCUGGGUUACUUCCCUACUUACAUGAGACCCCCUUAUUCAGCCUGUGAUGCUACAUGCGAGGGCUAUCUCAAUGACUUGGGUUACCACAUCACCUACUUCAACCUUGAUACUGAGGGCUAUCUUCAUGACAGCGCCGACCUCAUCCAAGACUCCAAAGAUAUUUGGGAUGACAACGUCGAGGGCAAGGACGUCGCCACCACCAAGUGGCUCCAAAUUGAGCACGACCCCGUCUACCAGAGUGUCUAUAACCUGACAGACCACAUGCUCGAAUCCCUUUUCCGCAACGGAUUCAAGUCUGUCACCGUCGGUGAAUGCCUCGACGAUCCCAAGGAGAACUGGUACCGCUCCGUUGGUGAUGCCCCGCCGUCCAGUGGCACCACUACUCGUGUAGCCACAGGAACAGGAACUGCCACGUCCUCAAGCGCUACCGCCCCAACCGGCACUCUCCCUGCUUCCACAGACGGCCGCUGCGGAGCCAACUUCGGGAGCACGACGUGCUUCACCGAGCCCGGUGCAACCUGCUGCUCAUCCGCCGGCUGGUGUGGAAACACGGCUGACCAUUGCGGCGCCGCAUGCCAGCCUCUCUACGGAAACUGCCAGACCUCCGGGGCAUCGAGUCCCCCUGCCCCCGUCAGUUCCGCGUCGUCAUCUGCAAACGUUCCCGUCCCCACGCCGUCCGGCACUAGCUCCGCACCUGCGUCCACCGGUACGGCGGCGUCUCCUCCACUGAGCACCAACGGGCGCUGCGGUACCACGCAGGGCGGCACCACUUGCAUCAGCGAACCCGGCGCGACGUGCUGUUCUCAGUAUGGGUGGUGCGGUGCCACGACGGACCACUGCGGUAAUGGUUGUCAGGCUGGGUUCGGUACUUGCGGCACUUCGAACUGA